AUGCCACGUAAGCUACGUAAGAAUAUACGUAAGAGGAAGGGAGCAUUGAAACAUCCAAUAGUAAAACUGACACCACAACAACAGUUGCAACAACAAAUGAUGAAUGACCCCACUAUGUUGCAACAAAUGUCAAGCAACCCUAUGCUUUUAAACCGAGUUAUUGGUGCACAGAGUGGAGGUUUAAGAGCGGCACUUUUAGCGAAAAUAGCAGGCUAUGGUGGAGCUGCAGACGGAACAGCUUAUAACCCUCAAAGUCAAAUGAAUUUGAGUUCACUCAAAAAUCAAAUAACAGAUGUCAAAAAGUCAAACAUAGACAUACAGAAACAAAUAAGUGAAAACGAAAAGAAACUAGAAUAUGACAGACAGACAAAGAAACUAAAUGAGUUAAACGUAGAGAAAAAGAAGAAAGAAGAACAACUGAAAGAACUAAGUACAGAGGAAUAUGCGAAAAAAGUGUCAGAAAAAGCAGCAGAAGUAGCAAAAAUGGAACAAGAUGUUAUAAAUUUGAAAAACCAUACUACUCAAUAUAAAGUACUGAAAGAUGAAGAAAUAAAACAAAAAGCCAUGAAGACAUAUAUGGAAAGCGAUGAGUAUAAAAAAGAAGUUGAAGCAAAUGUAAAGGCAGAAAAACUUUUACAGUUGCAAAACCAAACCGUACAGUAUGAAAACUUAGCACAAGAAAGUAAAAAUAACGACGCAGCCAUGCAAAAGGCAAUGAAAAGUGCAGAUAUUAUAAAAGCUAACAAUGACUGGUUAGAUGCCCAAGCCAACGCUAAAGCAGCCCAACUUAUAGGGUCAAUAAGGACAAAAAUACAAGCGGAUGAAGACAGUUCAAAUGAAGCUUUAAUGAAUGCUGACUUUAAGAAUGCCUUCGAAGCUCUUCAUAGUAAGGUGAAACUAGUGAACGACUUCUCAUCUGGAAAGAAACUGAAGUCUGAAGGUUUCGACAAAGAGUUAAGAGAAGUAGCACAAAAUAUGACGAAAAUAACAGAUGCAGCAACGAGACAGGCAGUUCAAAGUGCCUAUGACGCCGUUAGAGCAGCUGUUGUGGAAAGUCAAGAAAAAGAGUUACAACAGACCAAAACAGACCUAGUAAAUGCUUUCUUAAGAAUGAAAAGUCAGGUAGGACAUUAUGCUGCAGAUGGAACAUAUGGGCCAGCUGGUGGAACUUAUAUACCACCAAACCCUCCAAGAGAAGCACCUGCACCAGGACUACCUAAAACAUUUACAUCAUCACAUGGACACAGACACAGGCAUGCACCACAACAACAACCAACACAACAACUAACAGUUCAAAAUCCAGCACCACAACAACAACCAACAGUUCAAAAUCCAGCACAGCAACCAACAGUUCAAAAUCCAGCACAACAACCACCGCCACAACCAGCACAACAACCAACAGUUCAAAAUCCAGCACAACAACCACCUCCACAACCAGCACAGCAACCAACAGUUCAAAACCCUGCACAACAACAACCACAAACAGAGCAAGGACAUAAAAGAAGUAGAGAAAAAGGAAACCAAGAAUUCUCAAAAAUGCUUAAGGAAGAUUAUGGUUACCCAGAUACUCUUGACUUUAGUGACAGAUAUAAAGAAGCUAUUAGAAAGUUCAAGGAAGGAAAUACUGACCCGAACCUAUUUAGCUUUAUGGUUCAGCAUCAAAUCGGAUAUAAUCUCAAACCUGGAAAAUACUAG
This is a messenger RNA of Trichomonas vaginalis G3, 1695 nucleotides long. RefSeq names its product protein of unknown function, DUF4106 family. Bases 1 to 1695 code for a protein of 564 amino acids. The transcript has a single exon. NCBI's taxonomy places the organism in Eukaryota, Parabasalia, Trichomonadida, Trichomonadidae. The record is from RefSeq and is a predicted model, not a curated record.